Aspergillus sclerotioniger CBS 115572 is the source of this 1524-nucleotide messenger RNA. Its product is annotated as intradiol ring-cleavage dioxygenase. The record is from RefSeq and is a predicted model, not a curated record. The coding region runs from base 311 to 1498 and encodes 395 amino acids. The transcript is spliced from 3 exons. Gene Ontology annotation, molecular function: oxidoreductase activity, acting on single donors with incorporation of molecular oxygen, incorporation of two atoms of oxygen; ferric iron binding. Lineage: Eukaryota; Fungi; Ascomycota; Eurotiomycetes; Eurotiales; Aspergillaceae.
CUCCGCUGCGGAUCCACGUACGCGGCGCCAAGACCCUGCUCUUGGCCGGCCAGCAUUCGACGGGUUCUGUUAGGGCUUUGGAUUGCUACCAACUUCCGCCAGAGUCCGCGAUGACGAGUCCCUGGCUAGCCGAUACACCACACUUCGUUGACUGGAACGAGUCCGGCUGAGAUGGUAGACGGCAGCCAGGCGAGAUGGGACUGGAUGACGCGGCUAUAGAGGAUGCCUCAACAUCUCGAGGAUAUAAACCAGCAGCACGCCGCGGUUGAGAGGCAUCAACUCACAGAUCUAUCGGUUUAAUCAUCUCACCAUGCAUUUCUCCAAGCUUCUCACCCUUACCGCGGCCACUCUGGCUUUCGCCCACCCUGGCGAGAAGCACGAUCACGAUGCCGUGAAGCGGGAGAUUCACCUUCGCGAUGCCCUGGCUGCCCGGGCCAAGCAAGGUGUUGAUGCUUGCUCCAAUACCCAGCAGGCCAAGCAGGUUCAGCAGCGCACCAUCUCCCGUCGGGCCAACACUGCUCGCGAGCUGCGCUCCAAGAGGGGCAUCACUGCUGCUUCCCACAAGUGGCGCCGUAAUCUUGCUGCUCUGGAGAAAUGGGAAGCCAUCAACCACAACAAGACUGGCCUGGUUGACUUCUCUCCCGCAACCUCCGAGGCAGACAUCUUCGGUGCCAACACGAGCUCCAUUUUGACACCCACUAUUACCGACGGCCCUUACUAUGUCUGGGGUGAAGUGAUCCGCCAGAACGUUGUCGAAGAGGAGUACUGUGAUGGUGUCAAUGUCUUCCUCGAGGUGCAGUACAUUGACGUCAACACCUGUCUCCCUGUCCAGGGUGCCUUGGUUGACAUCUGGAACGCCAACGCCACCGGUGUCUACAGUGGUAUCUCUACCAGCGGCAACUACGCCGCCGAUGGCUGGGACUCGACCUACCUCCGUGGUAUCCAGGAAACCGACGAGGACGGAGUUGUCACUUUCUCGACCAUCUUCCCCGGUCACUAUGACGGUCGUGCCACCCACACCCAUCUCCUGACUCACCUCAACUCGACCAUCAACCGCAACAACGGCACUCUCGAAGUGGGCACCGGCAGCGUCGCCCACAUCGGCCAGCUGUUCUGGAACGAAGUCCUUCGGACUGCCGUGGAGAACACCUACCCCUACACCACCAACACCCAGGAUGUGACCAGCAACGCCGAUGAUAUGUGGAGUGUCCUGCAGGCCUCCAGCAACUAUGAUCCUUUCCCGGAGUUCCUGUACCUCGGCGACCGUAUCGAGGACGGCUUGUUCGCCUGGAUCCAGAUCGGCAUCAACACUACUGCUGACUACACCGACAACUCCUACUACAGCAUUGCUGCUUACUACGAUGAGAACGGUGGCCACGAGAACUCCGACAGUGCGGCCAUGGGUGGUGGCGGUGGCUCUGGCGGUGCGCCUUCGGGUGCCAUGUCCUCUGGCGCUGCUCCCACUGGUGCUAUGCCCUCUGCCAGUGCUAGUGCCUAGUUUGAUUCAUUGCGGUGAGAGUGGGU